Molecule: messenger RNA, 1210 nt
Organism: Nicotiana attenuata
Lineage: Eukaryota; Viridiplantae; Streptophyta; Magnoliopsida; Solanales; Solanaceae
Product: bidirectional sugar transporter N3-like
Exons: 6
Coding region: 121-1008 (295 amino acids)
Biological process (GO): carbohydrate transport
Cellular component (GO): membrane
Molecular function (GO): sugar transmembrane transporter activity
Source: RefSeq, a predicted model, not a curated record
ACUCUCCUAAUUUCACAGCCUAAGUAGAAAACCUUAUUGUCUUUUGCAACUCUAGCAUUUUGGGUGAGAGGCAGAGUGCUAGAGAUUUGCAAUUCUUUGGCUAUAAAAUACAAAAAAGAGAUGGCUGUUAUUUCUGGUCACUGGGCUUUUACAUUUGGUGUCCUUGGUAACAUCGUCUCGUUCAUUGUGUUCCUUUCUCCACUGCCCACGUUUUAUAGAAUCUACAAGAAGAAAUCAACCGAAGGCUAUCAAUCGAUUCCAUAUGUGGUUGCUCUCUUCAGUUCCAUGCUUUGGAUAUACUAUGCAUUUCUCAAGACCAACACUACACUCCUCAUCACUAUAAACUCCUUUGGUGUCUUCAUUGAAACUAUCUACGUUGGUUUCUACCUUUUUUACGCACCAAAAAAGGCCAAGGUUCAAACUGUGAAGAUGCUCCUAUUAUCUGUGGUGGGCGGCUUUGGUGCUAUAGUUCUGGUUACUCAAUUUCUAUUCAAAGGAGCAGUUCGAGGGCAAGUGGUUGGAUGGAUUUGCCUUGUAUUUUCCUUGUGUGUGUUUGUAGCACCCUUAGGCAUUGUGAGAAAAGUUAUAAGAACAAAGAGUGUGGAAUACAUGCCAUUACUCCUAUCAGUGUUUCUCACGUUAAGUGCAGUGAUGUGGUUCUUGUAUGGUCUUCUACUAAAAGACAUUAACAUUGCUGCUCCAAACGUAUUGGGAUUCUUCCUUGGUAUUGUCCAAAUAGUGUUAUAUGUAGUAUACAACAAAAAAGAGAAGGCAAACCUAAAAGAGCAGAAACUUCCAGAGAUACAAAAGCCAGCAGUCAUAGUGGUGGAUGAGAAGAUGAAUAACACGAAGUUCCCAGAACUAACACAGGAACAGAUUAUUGAUAUAGUGAAGCUUGCCGGUUUACUGGUUUGCUCAGAUAAAGUACACGUAGCCUCGUGUCCACAUGAUACUAAUUGUGGGGUUAAAGUAGAAAACAUACCCAAGCUGCAAACUGUGGAAGAAUAGGGCAGUUGAUUAAUGUCAGGCUUGGAAUUGGCAUUGAUCUCAGUGCAAUAUUCGCGCAGAUUGUUGCCAUUAAUUCCUUAGGUUGGUUUUUCCUAAUACUGAUGUGUUUGUACACAAGUUAUCUCUAUGUAGGCUCAUAUUCUGUGUAAGCUUUCUUCUUGGGAUGUCCUAGUAAAGAAUAAAUAUUCAGUAUUUAGUUUUC